This is a messenger RNA of Paramecium octaurelia, 1104 nucleotides long. NCBI's taxonomy places the organism in Eukaryota, Ciliophora, Oligohymenophorea, Peniculida, Parameciidae. The record is from the annotation of a GenBank genome assembly.
AUGUAAAACAAACAGAAUCAUUUAUAUUCAUUGUCUCAUAAGGGUUCUAAAAGUGAAUAUAGAAAAAAGAAAUCUAUUGACAUCAACUAUUCUAUCCCAUGUAUAAACUGUGAAUGUUUCAUUCCAGUUGCUGAAGUCAAUAAACAUACUUUAUUAUGCCAAUUCUCAUUAUCUACUUAAAGUUCUUAAAUUAAAGAUUUAACAGCAAGCGAAGAGACUGAUUUUAAGCUCAAAAAACUAAGAUUAUAAAUAUUAAUUUAGGCUAAAACAGAAACAAAUCUAAAUGAUAAAAAAUAUCUAAUGCGUAUAGAAGAACUUUGUGCUUAAUUACUUAAAUUGUAGAGCUUUGAGGAAUAAUAAUACAAAAAAUUAUUAGAUAUUUCAGAAGAAAUAAAAAUGCUAACUGAGUCCUAUGAAGGCGAGUUGUUUAUUUAAUUAUUUUUGGAAAGAUUGAAAUCUUUGGCACUAGUGAAGUAAUAGAAUAUGAAAUCUCUAAGAUAAGAAAAGUAUUAAUUUGAAAAUUAUUAAUAAUACUAAAAAAAUUAAGAUAUUGAUAAGUAAUCACUUAGGGUCCAAACUCAAUAAGAUCUGUAGGAGCCAGUUUAAUAGGAUCAUGGUUAUUUAUUUUCGACUUGUGUUAGUUAUUUGGGAUAAAAUGUGAAACUUAGAAAGACUUAAAUCAAAAAAUUCUAUUUGGAAAAAUACAGUAAGCCUUUGCUAGAGAAAAAAAGUGAAAUUUUUACUUAAUUGUCUAGUUCAAAAUGUGAAGGAGAAAUUCAGGAAAGUAAGGAUAUUUAAAAUACAUGUAAUAGAAAUUAAAGGCUAUUUUAUUAAAAAUGUUUGAAUUUUAAAGCAUUUUUGUUAAAUAGUGAUCCUGCUUAAAAGGUUCCACUUUGUAUAUUAUAUAAAGAAGUUCUUAAUAAAAGAAUUCCCAUUUAUAAAUGGGAUGAAUUUAUCUAAUCAGCAUUUGUUAAACCUUCCUAAUAUUUAGAUUUUAAGAAGUUGAAUGUGUUUAAUUAACCAAAUAAUAAUUAUAAUUCUAUUAAAGCAUUUUCAAUCAACAGUAAUUUCAAAGAGAGAUUGAGAUAUCUUAAUUAAGUUUGA